GCGCGGGACCCGCGCGGGGCCAUGGAGGAGCCGCUAGGGUCGCCGCCCGCCGCCCUGUCGGCGCUGGAGAAGAACGUGGCGGAGCUGACCGUCAUGGAUGUGUACGACAUCGCGUCGCUCGUGGGCCACGAGUUCGAGAGGGUCAUCGACCAGCACGGCUGCGAGUCCAUCGCGCGCCUCAUGCCCAAGGUCGUGAGGGUCCUGGAGAUCCUCGAGGUGCUGGUGAGCCGGCAUCACGUCGCUCCCGAGCUGGACGAACUGCGCCUGGAGCUGGACCGGCUGCGCGUGGAGAGGAUGGACCGCAUUGAGAAGGAGCGCAAGCAUCAGAAGGAGCUGGAGCUGGUGGAGGAUGUGUGGCGGGGCGAGGCGCAGGACCUCCUGUCUCAGAUUGCCCAGCUGCAAGAGGAGAAUAAGCAACUGUUGACCAACCUCAACCACAAGGAUGUGGGCUUCUCUGAGGAGGAGUUCCAGAAGCAGGAAGGCAUGUCAGAGCGGGAGCGGCAGGUGAUGAAGAGGCUGAAGGAAGUGGUGGACAAGCAGAGGGACGAGAUCCGAGCCAAAGACAGGGAGCUUGGCCUGAAGAAUGAGGACGUUGAGGCUCUGCAGCAGCAGCAGACGAGGCUAAUGAAGAUCAACCAUGACCUUCGGCACCGGGUCACGGUGGUGGAGGCCCAGGGGAAGGCCUUAAUUGAGCAGAAGGUGGAGCUUGAGGCAGAUCUGCAGACCAAGGAGCAGGAGAUGGGCAGCCUUCGGGCAGAACUCGGGAAGCUGAAGGAGAGGCUGCAGGGCGAGCACAGCCAGAACGGGGAGGAGGAGGAGGCCGAGAUACAGCUGCAGGCGGAUGGAGAGGAGUGCAUCUCAGACUCAGAGAAGGCUGCCCUGGACCUCAAGGACCCCAACCGCCCUCGGUUCACGCUACAGGAGCUGCGGGACGUGCUGCAUGAGAGGAAUGAGCUGAAGUCUAAGGUGUUCCUGCUGCAAGAGGAGCUGGCCUACUAUAAGAGCGAAGAAAUAGAAGAGGAGAAUCGAAUACCCCAGCCUCCGCCCAUCAUACACCCAAGAACGUCCCCCCAGCCGGAGUCCGGGAUCAAGCGACUGUUUAGCUUUUUCUCCCGGGACAAGAAGCGCCUGGCCAACACGCAGAGACCCACGCACAUCCAUGAGUCCUUUGGCCAGUGGGCACACACUCACCGAGAUGACGGGUACACAGAGCAAGGACAGGAAGCCCUGCAGCACCUGUGACUGUGCCCCCUCCUGGACCGCCUGCCGCCUGCUCCGGGUGACUGCCUCCACAUCGACCCCUCAAACGAACUGUCUGCUUUGAGGAUAGAUGAGGAAGAACUGAUG
Messenger RNA from Microtus ochrogaster (prairie vole), 1347 nucleotides. RefSeq names its product Rab interacting lysosomal protein like 1 (gene Rilpl1). The record is from RefSeq and is a predicted model, not a curated record. Gene Ontology annotation, biological process: cilium assembly. Gene Ontology annotation, molecular function: protein dimerization activity; small GTPase binding; dynein light intermediate chain binding. NCBI's taxonomy places the organism in Eukaryota, Metazoa, Chordata, Mammalia, Rodentia, Cricetidae. Gene Ontology annotation, cellular component: cytoplasm; ciliary basal body.